UUAACAAGACUAGGAGAAAUUAUAGCAAGAGGUUAUAUUGAGUAAGAGGGAAAUCAACAGUUUAGUUAUAAUUAUACUAGCUAGGUACGUGUAAUCUAUACUAUUAUUUGCGAAGUAAAUUUUUAGAAUCGAGCUCUCACGUUGAAAGUUAGAGCGGUUAAUAUCUAUAUUACCCUUAAUGAAUUUUAUAUAUAAUUAAUUAUAUAAUUAAAAAUAAAUUUUAUUAAUAAUAUUAACUUUUAUUAAAAAAAAAAGAUAAUUCUUAUAUAUUGGGUUGUUAUCUGAAAACAUAUUUUUUAAUUAUAAGAUUUAAAAAUAAAAUAUAAAACAAUUAUAAUAAAUUAAGUAGUUAAAGUCAGUGUUAUCCUUAAUAAAUUUUAAUUAAACAUAUGUAUUUAGUUAGAUUUUUGUCAUAUAUAUAUAUAUAUAAAUAUGUUUGAUUUAAUUUUUUGAAAACAUAAUGAUAAAUUAUUAUGCUGGUUUUUGAAUUAAUAAAAAAAAACUAAUAAAUAUUUGUAAAUCGAUUAAGUCCGCAUAUUCGGGCAAAACACCUAGUAAAUUGAUAUAAACCAUCCGCAAUGAAAGCAGUUUACAAAAAAAAUAAACCAUCCAGAGUCUUUUUUUUUUCUUUUUGUCAAACAACUACUUGCAUUACUUAGACCCGAAAGAGUUCAGUCUACAAAUUCAAAACGAGCAAGGCCUGAUCUUGCCAAACAACCAUCCAAAGUCUAUAACCAUAUUCUUGGUCAAAAAAGAAAAAAAAGUCUUAACCAUAUUUUAGUGCUAAAUUAUAACAGUGAGAUAAAAUUCGAGGAGAUGCUAGCUAGGACCGAGUGGUCCUUUGAUCAAAUGGAGAUAUUGAAAAAUUGUGGUCCUUUAAAGGAACACGAUUUAUCAGAACAUUCAAAACAAAUGAAAUUUACGUCCAAUAUUGUUUAUACAUACAAACACAUAUGUUUCACGUAGUCAACGCAUGGACGAAGAGAGAUAUUGGUAAUCUGACAUCAAGAGGGUUAGCUAGAAAUCUAGCAUGUUAUAUUUGAUGAUAAAAUUUUAUGAAGGCCAUCUUGUUUUAUCUAUAAUGCAUGUAAUAUACAUCAGUUUUACAGGAUUUGAAAUUCAUAGACAAUACAAGGCAUAAAUACUAGUUUAGCCAGAUCAUGAAUGGGAUUCUCGUUGAUAACGUGAGAUUUACCUGAUUCUAUCAUUUCGUUAAAAUUAAAAUAAAUUGGACCACAUUAGGGAUGUGGAUUGGAGUGUGGGGGUCGGGGACAUGUUAGAUAGAGUGUAUAAAUAUAGCAAAAAGGACGUAAAGUUUGUAGAGUCAUGUGUUUGAGGUGUUUCCCAGUAAACCAUUCAUUAUUACAAUUUAUUUUCUUCAACUACAAAAGCUAAAAUUUCCGACAAGAGUUGGCCUACUUUCAUUUUCCAUUUAUUUUCAAACAUAUCAUUCUAUUUUUUCUAAAAAAAUUAUUGACAUAUAAUUCCACGUGAAUGAAUAUGAUACAUCGUUUUUUUCUAAAGUUAGUUGAAGAAAAAUUGACAAUUCUAGUAUAAUAAUAGUAUAGUGAUCCGAUUUGAUCAAUGCAAUAUAUGGACUUAAAAAGUUUGAACUUUAUUUGAUAUUAUGACUCGUUUUGAGUUCUAUCCCAUGAAAUAAAUGGAUAAAUGACCUGAUAUUAUUAUUUGUGGACCUAAUUUUAAGAAAUUCUCUGUGACAUUAUUUCCAAGACUUUAUAAUUUUUAUUAUUGCCAGUUUCAUAUGAUUAGGUAGAUUAGACUUUUACGUUUGAAAAGAUCGGGAACUUUUUUUUUCUUUUAUUGAAAAGUCCAGAAACUAGCCACAAUGUCAUGUACCAAGAACCAGUGACAAUCUCUAGACAACACCUACUGAUGAAUGUUUUGUUAGUACAGAGAAGAAAGUCAUGACCAAAGAAAGAAGUGUGUGUUUCUCUAAUUUUUGGUUUUAGCUAUCUCCGAAGAUUUUCAAACACUUAUCGGUUUUACAUAGAAACACGUAGUUUCACGGAGAUCGACAUCAAAGCAAUGUGUUAUACAGACAUGUUGAACUGAGAUAGGGACCAUGAGAGCACAUGGAAGGUUUGGUCCCAUUUGGUAUAAUCAGUCUUUGUCUCUCUUUCAUCACCGUUAACAAGUCUACAUUUAUGUCUUGAUAGCUUUGACAAGACAUGAAAUGAAUCAUACCAAAAUCACUAUCGAAGAUUUUACCUAUCCAUAUAUGUUACGGGCCAAUUUCAUUUUUCUCCAAUGCCUAUCAGAGAUUAAGCAAUUGUUUGUGUAUUACAUAAGACAAUACUAGAACAACUGAGACUUCACAAUGGGAUUUUUUUAAUUGUUGCCAAAUGAAACAGGAUUUCAGUAAGGUAACCUCUGGCUUGUAGAGCUUGGAUUGUGUUACCGGACUCAGCCUCACAAGUUGAAUUCCUCGAGGGUUCUUCGAGCAAAACUUGAGAGACCAUUUGGUUGUUUCAGAACUUUCUCUUUGUUACAAUCAUAUAUAGUGUUGUGUUAUAUAUGUGACUUGGAGGAAAAUAAGCUGUUAAAGUAUUAUAGGUUUGGUAGAACGAAUUGGUGUUGUUGAUAAAACUCUUGCAUGGGUAAGGUUUUGUAAAAGCAAAUACAUGUAACUUUAAGAUCAAAUUCAAGAUCUUUGGACUUGUAGAAGCUAGAAGAAUAAAUGAUUGGAAUCUCAUGAGCAGAUCCAUGGGAGGAUAAUCAAAUCCGAAUAGCAAUUAUGUAACAUAAUCAAGAAAUAGGAGACUGAUUCAAAGGAAAGAACCUUCAAGUAGCUGAUUCUGCAUGGCGUAUGCUAAGAGAUGCAAGUUUAAUAAUGAGUUUAGAUUUUAAUUAGCAUUAUAUUUUUUUUUUGUCAACAACCCACUCUAUCAAGUCAAGUUAUGUUCGAUAGUAACGAUGCUUCUGGACACGCCCCCAUCCGAACCUGUCUAACUUAUGUUGAAAAAUAAAAUGUCUCGUUGUCUGACUUCUUUAGCUAGCUCACUCAUUGAACUAACAUUUUGGUUUAACAUUCCUAGGAUUCACAAUAAACAAAGAGCUAACCUUUUGUUUUAAAUAUGUAGAUAUAGAUAAACAUGAUGCUAGAUUCGAUUUUACAUAUCGAUGUACCACCGUAAUAAAAAAAAUAUUUUGCGACCAACAUCCAUGUUAAAUAAUGCUAAUUUAAGAGAGGUUUAAUUCUUUUUUGACAUCAAGAGGAUUUAAUCUUUAAAAAGGAAAAUUCGACCAAUUUUUUUUUCUUUUUUUAAUAAAGUUCGACCAAUUUUAUACAGCGACAUAUUCUCUUAACCAAAAACAAAAUAAUUAACUGAUUACAAGUGUCCGGCAAAAGACAUCUAUAUUCACUCGUGGUUCUUCCUAAAAAUAGAAACUUAUGUGAAGCUAAAAUUCCUCACUAGCAACCUAAAAACACUCUUAUUACAACAUUACAAACGACCACCCAAAGACACGAAAAAAAAAAUUCCCCGACUGUUAGAAAAGACAACAAUCAAUCAAACAUAAAAAAAAACCAUCUUCGAGCUACAUCAAACAUACCUAAUCUCACUCAUCACCACUUUCUCAAUAUGGCCGGAAGAGCAAUGAUGCUCGUUAAUGUCGGAACAGUUAUAAUGACCACUUUGACCCUGGCUAGCUUGGUCAGAGGCUUCGGUGUGAACUGGGGCAAUAUCGCAUCGCAUCCACUGAAUCCUGAUAUUGUUGUUAGGAUGCUUAAAGACAACAAGAUCAAUAAAGUAAAGCUUUUUGACGCUCAUUCAUGGACGAUGAAUACUUUGGCCGGUACGGGCAUGGAGGUUAUGGUCGGAAUCCCUAAUAACCUUCUUGAAAGUCUUGCCGAAGAUUACGAAAAUGCUAAAGAUUGGGUCAAAGAAAAUGUCACGGCUUACAUGCGUAAGGGUGGCGUCAACAUCAAGUACGUGGCCGUGGGGAACGAGCCGUUUUUGUCAGCAUACAACGGAUCGUUCUUGGAGACAACGUUUCCAGCAUUAAAGAACAUUCACAAGGCGUUAAAAGAAGCUGGACAUACUGAUAAAAUGAAAGCCACGAUCCCACAGAACGCUGAAGUUUACCAAUCAGCUAAUGAUAAGCCAUCAGAAGGAGAUUUUAGAAGCGAUGUAAAGAAAACGAUGCUCGACAUAGUCAACUUCUUCCACGAUAAUGAUUUACCUUUCACAGUCAACAUUUACCCUUUUCUUAGUCUUUACCUAAACGAACAUUUUCCCGUUGAAUUUGCUUUUUUCGACGGUAAAGGCGAGUCAAUUCCUGAUAAAGGUAAGAACUACGAUAACGUGUUUGAUGCGAAUUACGAUACGCUUGUUUACUCGUUGAAGAAAGCCGGGAUUAAAGAUAUGAAGAUUAUCAUUGGGGAGAUUGGGUGGCCAACGGAUGGUCAUAAACAUGCGACGCCAAAGCUAGCAGAGAAAUUCUAUGCAGGUCUUAUGAAAAGACUUGCUGAAGAGGAAGGGACUCCAUUGAGGCCUGAGAGAUUAGAAGUUUAUCUCUUCGGUUUCCUCGACGAGGACAUGAAGAGUAUUAUGCCUGGACCAUUCGAGAGACAUUGGGGAAUAUUUAGAUACGAUGGAACACCUAAGUUUAUGCUAGAUUUCACUGGAAAAGGACGCAAGAUCGUACCCGUGGCAGCGAAAGGUGUGAAAUACUUAGAUAAACAAUGGUGCAUAGUGAACAAAGACACGAUCAAUCUAGAUAAGGUUGCUCCGGACCUAGAGUAUGCAUGUUACCACGGUGACUGCACUGCGAUGAAGGGUGAUUCAAGAUGUAGUAAGCUAGACAGAAUCCAAAACAUAUCAUACGCAUUUAACAUGUAUUAUCAGAUUCAGGGUCAAGACGUUAGGGCUUGUGAUUUCAAAGGAACUGCUAGGAUUACUAAGGACAAUGCGACUGUGGGAAGUUGCUUGUUCCCUAUCCAGAUCGUAAGUGGAAGUGACGACUUCAGGAUCAGCUUUGUGUUCGGAAGAUUCUUUGUCGUUGGACUUGUUCUUCUGGGAUUAAUAGCAACUAUAUAAUUUGUUCUCUUUACUGAUUUUUUUUUUGUUGCAAUUUUGGGGAAUUAAUUCCAUACCGGUUAAUUGUUAUUUGUUGUUCGUCUGAUAACAUUUGAAUUAGUACUUCUAUAUAUGUGUUUUAUAAA
Brassica rapa (field mustard) is the source of this 5185-nucleotide messenger RNA. Its product is annotated as glucan endo-1,3-beta-glucosidase 8-like. The record is from RefSeq and is a predicted model, not a curated record. Lineage: Eukaryota; Viridiplantae; Streptophyta; Magnoliopsida; Brassicales; Brassicaceae. Gene Ontology annotation, biological process: carbohydrate metabolic process. Gene Ontology annotation, molecular function: hydrolase activity, hydrolyzing O-glycosyl compounds.